UGUGCGGAGUAGAGAUUUGAAAACUGAGAGAGGGGCUAACGUUAGGUCUGAACUUGUAAAUCAGAUAACUACAGAUAAGUUACUCUGAUUAUCCUUAAUUACGGUUUUAUAUUUAUAAUGGAGGAGCGGCGCGGUGCGGCCGGCCAGGGGCUCCGGGAUACACACGUUUUUGAGCAGUUCAAGAGAAACGAUGAAGUGUUCAGGAACACAAUGGAGGCGAUUUUUCAGAAGUAUUUAAACUUGGAUGAGCCAGGACCUGAUGUCUGCUUUAAAACGAUGACCUUCAGCACCAGCAAAGGUGUAGUGCCCCUCCAGAGUGCAGAAGCAGAACGGGAGCUACAACAUUUGAGGAAUCAUGCUGAGCAGUCUGUAUUGGUGUUGGAUUACUCUAAGGAUGACCAAAUGGAUGUAACACAGAGCACUGAGAAUGACAUUGACUCUUCCCUUGAAACUGAAAACGGCGAUGUCAGCAUGUGGCAUGGUACUGAAUCAUCUCAGCUGUCUGUAAACUCAGUAAGUGGGUCUCGAAGCUGCUUAUGGGAUCUCUCUCAGCCUGAGGAAGAGGAUGAGGAUCUGGAGAGAACACUGAACAGCCACAACAAAACCCUGCUCGACAUUUAUCCCAGCAUGCUUAACCAGAUCGGAGAGGUGUACAGACGGCAGCAUGUGACCAAAGCAGCCAGUGCUGUGUUGCGCCGGUAUCGGCGCCAGCGCUGGCAUUCUUCACAAGCACAGAGUCGCAACCAUGUUCUUAGCAAGAGCUUUAAGCACACAGCAAAUAGGACAAUGGAGAGUUCAGUUUUUGUCCAGAAACUACCCCACAAUGACAUAACCAGCUAUCAUGAAGAUGAGUCUAGCUCUAGUUGGGAAGCUCUAGUUGGCAGAAGCAGUCUGAAGCCUUCACCCAUGAAGAUAAACAAAAACUCAUUCCUUGCCUCUAGCAGAAGCAAUCAGGAGCUUUCACCAUUGAUGACUAAGAGAACUUUAUCCCUUGCCUCUAUCAGAAGCAGUCCGGAAAUGUCAUCAUUGAGAGCCAUGCGAGAUUUAUCCACUGCUUCCACUAGCAAACAUCUGGAGCUUUCCCCAUUGACAACUAAGAGAAAUGUAUCCCUUGCCACCAUUAGAAGCAGUCGGGAGCUUUCCCCAUUGAAGGCCAUCCGAAAUGCGUCUCUUGCCACCAGCAGCAGCAGUCAGGAGCUUUCACCGUUGAAGGCCAUUCGAAAUGCAUCUCUUGCCACCAGAUACAGUCAGGAACUUUCCCCAUUAAAGGCAAUCCGAAAUGCAUCUUUUGCCACCAGAUGCAGCAGUCAGGAGCUUUCACCGUUGAAGGCCAUUCGAAAUGCAUCUCUUGCCACCAGCAGCAGUCGGGAACUUUCCCCAUUAAAGGCAAUCCGAAAUGCAUCUUUUACCAGCAGCAGCAGCAGUCGGGAGCUUUCCCCAUUGAAGGGCAUCCGAAAUGCAUCUUUUACCAGCAGCAGCAGCAGUCGGGAGCUUUCCCCAUUGAAGGGCAUCCGAAAUGCAUCUUUUGCCACCAGCAGCAGCAGUCAGGAGCUUUCACCGUUGAAGGCCAUCCAAAAUGCUUCUCUUCCUUCCACCACCAGCAAUCAAGAGUUUUCGCCAGUAAAGACCAUCCAUAACUCGCCCUUUGUUUCCAGUGCUUGUUUUUAUUCACCUAGAAGAGCUGAUGGUGAGAACAGUCCUGCUUGCGAAAGUCGAUCCCAAUGGAAAAGUUCAGGUUUGCAUUUGAAUAGACAGCAACAGCAUCAACCUGUUCGGGUCUUGGACCUUUCAACACCUCCAUCUUCUGCAUACGACACUCAGCUUGAUUGGAUGCCAGAUUCUAGUGGUUUUCUUCCCUCUGCCGUUUUGAGCCACAGACGUUCUAUGCCCAAUUCACCACUGAAAGUAGGAACAAGUGUCUCGUUAACAGGCCAAGGAGGCAGACCACUCAUACCUUCGUCAUCUCAUCACUGUGCCUCACAGUUAGGGCAACAGUUUUCUGGUGCCUUUGUGGAGAGGGAGUGCUUCCGCGACCAUGAAUAUUCUUCAAUCCCGUCCCCAAGAAAAACUCUUACUGUUUAUCCAUCUUUUGAUGGUAGAAGUCCUCUUAAACGAAGAGUGUUUAGUCUAGAACAGGAACAGCCAACAUCAUCCAUGUACUAUUCUGAACAAACUGUACCUGUGAAUCACACCGCCACCUUACAGACAUACAAACCUCCUUACAGAAGUCAGCAAGAAGUGUCGUCUUCGCCCUACCAUUCUCCUCGUGUGCUUUCUGACCGCCAAGAGAACCAUGCUAUGUCGGAGGUCCUCCAACACAGCACCAAACUAACAAAACUUUAUCGAUCCUUCUCUGACAACCAGUCCACAUCAUCUUUUGUAUCCAACAUGUGUAGCAGGCAGAUUGAUGGACAGUUUAGGAGCCUCUACCACUAUUUCAUCUGUCGAGGCAAUUCCCCCUCGUGCCGAACCUCUUCUUGUCACCUAUGUGAGAGGCAGUCUCAAACGGGGGAUCAAAAACCUUCUUCUAUUUUGUCCAACGUGUCUGCCUUGGCUCUAACACCUGUUGGGAGUCAGAUGAGGAAGCGACGCAGGCAGCCUGAAGUAGAGGAAUCCACAAGAAUCAAGCGCUUUCGUGAGAGUUGUUCCCCAAAGCAGCAGCAGCAGCAAUUUACCAAAUAUACAAGUCCAGCAGUGGCCAAUCCUACUGAGGAAAAGCGCAUCUGGAACAGGGCACUUCUGCUUCAGUGUCCCAGCCCUGGAUUUCUGAGAGCCAGCGGAAGCACCAGAAAAAGCUCAAAGUCCCAAACAAGCUUGCAGAAUCAUUCAUACUCCCCAUCUUGGAGGGACACGUCUAGUUUUGUUCAUGCAGCUGAAGCAACAUCACCUGUGAGAGCAUGCAAUCAAAGUGGAGUUUCACUUUCACCAAGUGUGUCAAGAAGACGACUAAUUUAUGGGCCUCUCCAAUGAGCUCUCCACAGUCUGCUUUAACAGAUCCAUUCAUGCAUCCCCCAGUUUACUAAUACCAAGUGUCUCUGAAAGCAUGUUCGUUCUACAAAUAAUAAAUAAUGAUGGAACUAAUUAUAUACAUAUAGUGAAUUGUUUUAGGGCAGCAAAUAGAUUUUCUUGUUAAUGCAUGUUAUAGUUUAAACCAUUAUCUGGAUUUUAAGCAAAAAACAAGCCUGUUUGACAAAAGCAGUGGACCUUCAUCCUGUUUGUGGUGUGUAAUUCUCCAGUUCUAUUGAUUAUACACAUCAGUUAUGCAUUUCCUGAGUUGUAUAAUGAGUCGUUCAGUAUUUUGACUUAGGUAAGAGUUUAAGAUGCACUGUUUGUCAAGCUAAAAAAAAUAUAUAUACAUAUUCUUAUGGUAUAUUCAAUAAAGAAAUCUUUUCAGUAUCUUGGAGAACUUCAAAAGUCCAAAGUGAUAAGUCUCAUAGUAACGUUCCUUAGUUAUUCUCUUGUAAAACAUUGGUUCCAUGGCUUUAAUGUUCUAGAAUUGUAAGUAAAUUGAAUAACACUUUAACAAAUGUAUUUAUCUACACCUGCAGUAUAGAAGACACCAGACAUGUGGUCUUAGAUCUGUCUAGGUGAGAUCUGCUUGACUGUAAAUAAUAAUGCAAAAUGUUUACAUGUAUGUUGAAAUGUGAAAUUUUAAUAAAUGGUUUUGCUUGUUUCA
Astyanax mexicanus (Mexican tetra) is the source of this 3676-nucleotide messenger RNA. RefSeq lists its product as uncharacterized. The transcript is spliced from 10 exons. The coding region runs from base 118 to 2970 and encodes 950 amino acids. The record is from RefSeq and is a predicted model, not a curated record. Lineage: Eukaryota; Metazoa; Chordata; Actinopteri; Characiformes; Acestrorhamphidae.